CCAGCGCCGACAGCGAUGCAGCGGGUGAGACCCCAUCGCGAUACCCGCGCCCCGUCCCGGUACCCACACCGCAUCCCUGCUGCGGUGGCAUUUGAAGACGUGGCCCUGUAUUUCUCUGCUGACGAGUGGGCACUGCUGGCACGGUGGCAGCGGGAGCUGUACCAGGAGGUGAUGAUGGAUAACUACGACCUGGUGGCGUGUCUGGACUCCCUUGACAUCAAACCCCUCAACGUCCACGGAACGGAUCCUGGGGAGACGUCAAAUGGAGGGGACAGAGGGCGACUGGACCCUGCAGGCAGCGCCCCCUGGGACAAGGACACACCGGGUGUCGCCAUCCAGGGACACCGUGUGCCGCCGGAGCCGGGAUGCCCCCCCCUGCACCCUGAAUGGGGGGAGCGGGAGCCGGCAGGGGCCGUAGGGCCUCAAAUCUGCAGGGUCUGCGGGCAGAGCUUCGAGGACGAGGCGGCGCCGAGCACGCACCGCUCAGAGCACGGGGACCCGACGCCCGGCCACGAGUGCGUGGCGUGCGGCAAAGUGUUCCGGCACCGCCGCAACCUCCUGGUACACAAGAAGCAGCGGGGCCAGCGGCGGCACUCCUGCGGCGAAUGCGGCCGCAGCUUCUGCCUGAAGGGCGACCUGCUGCGGCACCGGCACCGGCGCGACCCGCAGGAGCGCGGCGAAUGGCGACCGGCGAGGCGGCAGUGCCCGGAGUGCGGGCGGCACCGCGAGGACGAGCUCAGCCCCAGCCGGCACCGCGCGCGGCACGGCGAGGAGCGGCCCUUCGCCUGCGGGCGCUGCGAGCGCCGCUUCUCCUGGAAGGAGAGCCUGCAGCUGCACCUGCGCAGCCACGCGCCCGAGCGCCGCCACAAAUGCCAGCAGUGCGGCCGGGCGUUCAGCAGGGGCAGCAACCUGCUGCUGCACCAACGCGUGCACACCGGGGAGCGGCCCUACGCCUGCGCGCAGUGCGACAAAACCUUCAGCAGCAAAGCGAGCCUCACCACGCACCGCCGCCUGCACCGCCGCCGCGGGACCUUCGUCUGCGCGCUGUGCCGCCUCGGCUUCGGCUCCAAGAGCAAACUGAGGCUGCAUCUGCGCGGCCACGGCGACGGCGGCGGCCUCGGGGUGGGGAGUGGGCAGCCCUGAGCCCGGAGGGCCUUGUGGGAUGCCCCAAAGGACCCCGCGAGACCCACGAAGGGCCGUACGAGGUGGCCCAAAGGACUCCGUAGGAUCCCCCCAAAGGACGCUGUGGAAUCCCCUGGAGAAUCUCAUGGGAUCCCCCGAAGAACCCUAUUAGUUCCUCCAAGGGACCCAAUGAGGCUCCUGGAAGGACCCUAUGGGAUUCCCCUAAGGACCCCAUAGGACGUUUGGAGUUCUCCUGAAGGGCCCUAUUGGAUCCUCCAAACGGCACUGGGAUCCCCCAAAGAAUCUCAUGGGAUCCCCCAAAGGACAUUUGGAGUUCUCCUGAAGGACCCCACUGGAUCUUCCAGAGGACCCAUUGAGACUUCUUGAAUGACCUUCUGGGAUCCCCCAAAGGACCUCAGGAGACCCCCUGAAGGAGCUGUGUGGGAUCCCCCCAAAGGACACUUGGAGUUCUCCAGGGGGGCACUGAUUUGGAUCCUCUAAAGGACAUUGUGGGAUCCCGCAAAGAAUCCUAUGGGAUCCCCUGAAGAACACCGUGGGGCCACCCUAAGGACACAGUGGGAUCCCAGAGGACCCUCUGCAGCAGUGCCCACCCCACC
Messenger RNA from Tympanuchus pallidicinctus (lesser prairie-chicken), 1739 nucleotides. RefSeq names its product zinc finger protein 239-like. The transcript has 4 exons. Gene Ontology annotation, molecular function: DNA-binding transcription factor activity, RNA polymerase II-specific; RNA polymerase II transcription regulatory region sequence-specific DNA binding. Gene Ontology annotation, cellular component: nucleus. Gene Ontology annotation, biological process: regulation of transcription by RNA polymerase II. Bases 16 to 1143 code for a protein of 375 amino acids. The record is from RefSeq and is a predicted model, not a curated record. Lineage: Eukaryota; Metazoa; Chordata; Aves; Galliformes; Phasianidae.